GGCGGCGGCGCGGCGCUUGAAGGGGCCGCGUCGGGCGGAGCAGGGCGCCGCCAACAUGUCGGAUACGAAGGUAAAAGUUGCCGUCCGGGUCCGGCCCAUGAACCGAAGAGAGCUGGAACUGAACACCAAGUGCGUGGUGGAGAUGGAAGGGAACCAGACGGUCCUGCACCCUCCUCCUUCCAACACCAAGCAGGGAGAAAGAAAACCUCCCAAGGUGUUUGCCUUUGAUUAUUGCUUUUGGUCCAUGGAUGAGUCAAACACAACAAAAUACGCUGGUCAAGAAGUCGUUUUCAAGUGCCUCGGGGAAGGAAUUCUUGAGAAAGCCUUUCAGGGAUACAAUGCUUGUAUUUUUGCAUAUGGCCAGACAGGCUCUGGAAAGUCCUUCUCUAUGAUGGGCCAUGCUGAGCAGCUGGGCCUUAUCCCAAGGCUCUGCUGUGCUCUGUUUAAAAGGAUCUCCCUGGAGCAAAAUGAGUCACAGACCUUUAAAGUCGAAGUAUCAUAUAUGGAAAUUUAUAAUGAGAAAGUCCGGGACCUCUUGGACCCCAAAGGGAGCAGGCAGUCUCUUAAAGUCCGAGAACACAAGGUCUUGGGGCCAUAUGUAGAUGGUCUGUCACAGCUGGCUGUCACCAGCUUUGAGGACAUCGAGUCAUUGAUGUCUGAGGGAAAUAAGUCACGGACGGUCGCUGCAACCAACAUGAAUGAAGAGAGCAGCCGCUCCCAUGCUGUGUUCAACAUCAUCAUCACGCAGACGCUGUACGACCUGCAGUCUGGGAACUCGGGCGAGAAAGUCAGCAAGGUGAGCCUGGUAGACCUGGCGGGGAGCGAGAGAGUCUCGAAGACAGGAGCAGCGGGCGAGCGGCUGAAAGAAGGCAGCAACAUUAACAAAUCGCUUACAACGCUGGGGUUGGUUAUAUCGUCACUCGCUGACCAGGCUGCUGGAAAAGGCAAAAACAAAUUUGUGCCUUACCGAGAUUCGGUCCUCACCUGGCUUCUUAAGGACAAUUUAGGAGGGAACAGCCAGACCUCUAUGAUCGCCACCAUCAGCCCAGCCGCAGACAACUACGAGGAGACACUGUCCACACUGAGAUAUGCAGAUCGAGCCAAGAGGAUCGUGAACCACGCUGUAGUGAAUGAGGACCCCAAUGCCAAAGUCAUCCGAGAGCUGCGAGAGGAGGUGGAGAAGCUGAAAGAGCAGCUCUCGCAGGCUGAGGCCAUGAAGGCCCCUGAGCUGAAGGAGAAGCUUGAAGAGUCUGAAAAGCUGAUAAAGGAGCUAACAGUGACAUGGGAAGAGAAGCUGAGGAAGACGGAAGAGAUCGCACAGGAGAGACAGCGGCAGCUGGAGAGCAUGGGGAUCUCCCUGGAGACCUCCGGGAUCAAGGUGGGGGAUGACAAGUGCUACCUCGUCAACCUGAACGCAGACCCCGCCCUCAACGAGCUUCUGGUUUACUAUUUAAAGGAUCACACCCGGGUGGGUGCAGAUACCUCUCAGGACAUCCAGCUCUUUGGAAUAGGGAUUCAGCCCGAGCACUGUGAGAUCGACAUUGCCACAGAUGGAGACAUCACUCUCACGCCAAAAGACAACGCGAGGUCCUGUGUAAAUGGUACCCUGGUCUGCAGCACUACCCAGCUAUGGCAUGGCGACAGAAUCUUAUGGGGAAAUAACCACUUCUUUAGAAUUAAUUUACCUAAGAGGAAACGGCGGGAUUGGUUGAAAGACUUUGAAAAAGAAGCGGGUCCCGCAGAGCAUGACCUGGAUGCUGCGAGCGAGGCUUCCUCGGAACCAGACUAUAACUAUGAGUUUGCGCAGAUGGAGGUCAUCAUGAAAACCCUGAACAGCAAUGAUCCAGUUCAAAAUGUGGUUCAGGUCCUGGAGAAGCAAUACCUGGAAGAGAAGAGGACCGCCCUGGAGGAGCAGCGGCUCAUGUAUGAGCGUGAACUGGAGCAGCUUCGCCAACAGCUCUCCCCAGAGAGGCAGCCUCCGAGCAGCGCCACCGACCGCCUGGUUUACAGCAGCCAGACAGCCCAGCAGAAGGUGACCCAGUGGGCUGAGGAGAGGGAUGAACUCUUCAGGCAAAGCCUGGCCAAGCUUCGAGAGCAGCUAGUGAAAGCAAACACUCUGGUGAGGGAAGCCAACUUCCUAGCUGAGGAGAUGAGCAAGCUCACCGACUACCAAGUGACUCUUCAGAUCCCUGCGGCCAACCUCAGUGCCAACAGGAAGAGAGGGGCAAUAGUGAGCGAGCCAGCCAUUCAAGCCAGGAGAAAAGGAAAGAGCACCCAGGUUUGGACCAUCGAGAAGCUGGAGAAUAAAUUAAUUGAUAUGCGAGACCUUUACCAAGAAUGGAAAGAAAAUGUCCCUGAGGCCAAGAGGCUCUAUGGGAAGCGAGGUGACCCUUUCUACGAAGCUCAGGAGAAUCACAACCUCAUUGGUGUGGCUAAUGUGUUUUUGGAAUGUCUCUUCUGUGACGUGAAACUUCAAUAUGCAGUACCCAUCAUCAGCCAGCAGGGGGAGGUUGCCGGGCGUCUCCACGUGGAGGUCAUGCGUGUUACCGGGACCAUCCCAGAGCGAGUGUCGGAGGAUGACUCUUCGGAGAACUCUAGUGAAAGCGGAAGUCUUGAGGUCGUGGACAGCAGCGGAGAAGUCAUUCACCGAGUCAAGAAGCUGACGUGCCGGGUGAUAAUUAAAGAGGCAACUGGGCUACCUUUGAGCCUCUCCAAUUUCGUCUUCUGUCAGUACACGUUCUGGGACCAGUGUGAGUCUACAGUGGCUGCCCCAGUGGUGGAUCCAGACGUGCCUUCCCCGCAGUCCAAGGACGCCCAGUACACAGUGACCUUCUCUCACUGUAAGGACUACGUGGUGACUGUCACAGAGGAGUUCCUAGAGUUCAUUUCUGAUGGCGCACUCGCAAUUGAAGUGUGGGGCCACAGGUGUGCUGGGAAUGGAAGCUCCAUCUGGGAGGUCGAUUCACUCCAUGCGAAGACAAGAACAUUGCAUGACAGGUGGAACGAAGUAACUCGAAGAAUAGAAAUGUGGAUCUCCAUAUUGGAACUGAACGAGCUAGGGGAAUAUGCUGCCGUGGAGCUUCACCAGGCGAAAGACGUCAAUACCGGAGGCGUCUUUCAACUCAGGCAGGGUCACUCCCGCAGAGUGCAGGUCACAGUGAAACCUGUACAGCACUCGGGGACACUGCCACUCAUGGUUGAAGCCAUCCUGUCGGUAUCCAUCGGCUGCGUGACUGCACGGUCCACCAAGCUGCAGAGGGGGCUGGACAGUUACCAGAGAGAUGAGGAGGAUGGCGAUGAUAUGGAUAGUUAUCAGGAAGAAGACUUGAACUGUGUAAGAGAGAGAUGGUCAGAUGCACUCAUUAAACGACGGGAAUACUUAGACGAACAGAUUAAAAAAGUCAGCAAUAAAAAAGAGAAAACAGAAGACGACAUGGAGCGGGAAGCCAGGCUGGUGGAGCAGUGGGUGGGGCUGACGGAGGAGAGGAAUGCAGUGCUGGUGCCUGCCCCCGGCAGCGGGAUCCCCGGGGCACCUGCUGAUUGGGUCCCACCUCCUGGAAUGGAAACACACAUACCAGUCCUCUUUCUGGAUCUGAAUGCGGAUGACCUUAGUGCCAAUGAGCAGCUGGUGGGUCCCCAUGCAUCAGGUGUGAACUCCAUCUUGCCCAAGGAGCAUGGCAGUCAGUUCUUCUACCUGCCCAUCAUAAAGCACAGUGAUGACGAGGUUUCAGCCACAGCCUCCUGGGACUCCUCGGUACACGAUUCUGUUCACCUGAAUCGGGUCACACCACAGAAUGAAAGGAUCUACCUGAUUGUGAAGACCACAGUUCAGCUCAGCCACCCGGCAGCAAUGGAGUUAGUGUUACGGAAGCGGAUCGCGGCCAAUAUUUAUAACAAACAGAGUUUCACCCAGAGCCUGAAGAGAAGAAUAUCACUGAUAAAUAUAUUUUACUCUUGUGGAGUGACCUAUGAGAUAGUCUCCAAUAUACCAAAGGCAACUGAGGAGAUUGAGGACCGGGAAACACUGGCUCUCCUGGCAGCCCGGAGUGAGAACGAGGGCACUCUGGAUGGGGAGACGUAUAUCGAGAAGUACACGCGUGGCGUGCUGCAAGUGGAGAAUAUUCUGAGUCUGGAGCGGCUCCGGCAGGCUGUCACGGUCAAGGAGGCGCUCUCCACCAAAGCCCGGCACAUCCGGAGAAGCCUCAGUACGCCGAAUGUUCACAAUGUCUCCUCUAGCCGGCCAGAUCUCUCUGGCUUUGAUGAAGAUGAUAAGGGCUGGCCCGAGAACCAGUUAGACGUGUCUGACUACAGCUCCAGUUUCCAAGAUGUCGCUUGCUAUGGGACUUUACCCAGGGACUCGCCUCGCAGGAGCAAAGAAGGUUGUCCAUCCGAGAAUCCUCAUGCCUUAACAGUCAGCCCUUUUAAAGCAUUCUCUCCUCAGCCACCAAAGUUUUUCAAACCCCUAAUGCCUGUAAAAGAGGAGCAUAAGAAAAGGAUAGCCCUUGAAGCGAGACCUCUCCUAAGCCAAGAGAGCAUGUCUCCAUCUCAGGCACAUAACCCUGGCUGCAUUGUACCCCCAGGAAGCAAUGGCAGCAGCAUGACAGUAGAACACAAUAGCAAACCCGAGGAGAAGAUUAUUCUGAAGUUAAUCUACCUAGAGGAAUUGCAUUUACUUGGCGACUCCGAAGAGGAGGAAAAUGAGCUGGAAGCUAUUAACAGGAAGCUGAUGCACUCACAGCCUUAUGUGCCUGUGGAGUUUGCUGACUUCAGUGUUUACAACGCCAGCUUGGAGAACAGGGAGUGGUCUUCUAAAGCGGGCCUGACAGACUCGAGUGUCUCGGAGAAAGCAGUGUCUCGGAGCCCCACCACCAGCAGCCUCACCAGUGGCUACUUCUCCCACAGUGCCUCCAAUGCCACUCUGUCUGACAUGGCAGUCCCUUCCAGCGACAGCUCAGACCAGCUAGCCACCUCGACAAAGGAGGCUGAGUGUAGUGAACAGGCUGGACCAUCACUUGCGCCUGACUUCAGACCAGCUUCAAAUAAAGAGCCUGCGGAAGUAGAAAGAGGCUUGGGGAAGGAUCAGACAAUCACCGUGCCACCUGAGGAAAAUAGUGCCUUACCCGAGGGGAAUGCAUCACCCCAGAGCAUCCCUGUAAAAAAUUCCAGAAUGCCGUGCAGGACUGCUUCAUGUUCAGAACUGGAUGCUGGCCCCAGCAAAAAUGGCCAACUAGCCAGAGAAUUCUGCCCAGGAGAGGUGACUGUAGAACACACUACAAACAUAUUGGAGGACCAUUCCUUCACAGAGUUCAUGGGUGUGUCUGAUGGCAAAGAUUUUGAUGGUUUGACAGGUGGUUCUGUUGGAGAACCCUCUGGAAGGAGGGAUCUACCUAAUGAAACAGACCAUAAAAGCAUCCCAGAUGGACCCCCAGAUGCUGACCAGCUGCAUUCCAAGAUAGAGAAGGAGCAGGAAGCCUCGGCCCCUUGGUAAGAGACAGCCAUGCACCUGCAGGCCACAGCUCGGCAGCUUCACCGGUCCCACCCCGGGACAGUACACGCCCCAUCAUCUGACUGCUGUGACCCCGCUCGACCUCAGACCAGCAUGGGGGAGUCCUGCACUUCCCCUCCCCAUGGGAGAAGCAGCACUUUGUCCCACAGCGAAUCACAGCCUCUGCUCUUUCCAGAAAGGAAGAGAACGGAAAUCUUACCUGAGUGCAGUAUUUUCCUUCACACUUCCUCCAAGCCCCCACUGUGUAAAGACCUCCACAGACUACAACUUUAUUCUUGUACAUUUUUAAUCAGUUCUUACUGCAGGCUCUGGAGUCAAUGCUCCGAUUGUUUUUGUUUGUUUUUUUUAUAUAAAUAAUAUAUAUUAUGUAUGUGAAUUGUGUAUCUAUGGUAUGUCUGUUCAGAGACAUAUCUGCACAUUAAAAUGCAGAUAAAAGUGAUUUGUCGAAAAUCACAAGGUACUGGACUUUGUUACAAAGCGACCUGAUGACUGCUUUGACAAGAGCAGAUGAAAAAAAUAUUUCAUUAUCUAAGAAUGAGGUUCUGAAUCCCUCUUCACAGAAAAGGUUGCAGGCGCUGUUCUUUAUAACCAAAGAACUCCUAUGAGACCGAACGUCUUUGCUGUCCACUCUUGUUUUGUGUGAGUGUAUAAUCUCACUUCCAGUCUGGUGCCAUACUACCCUUGGCUACCCAGCCGUGCGCUACCCUCCUCCCUGUCCCACUUCCUAAGCACACGGAGAAACGGCUGUAUAUAACCUUUGGUCUUCCACCUAGCCUGAUACCUGCUGACUUGAUCUUGACCAUUGACAGUGGCUGGGGCUCCUACUCUCGCCUAGCAUUUCCCAUACCCCGUUCAACCCAUCUAAGCAGGUGGAAUGCACAGGGCAGUAUUACAACAAGCAAACAGAAGCUGUCCCAAGAGUGGGGGAGGGGCGCUGGGGGAGGAGUCUAGAUCGGGGGCUUCUUUAUCGAUUUGUUUCAGAUUGGUAGAUUCCGUUGUGGUGUGGUUUUUGCCAUUUUUGCUUGAUUCUGGAAAACAAUGAAGAGAUGGACUGAGCUGUCGAGUUCAUCGGUUUGCACGCCACCUGGUUUGAGGGGGAUUGAAUACGGACCACUCUGUUGUCAUGGUUUUCGUUCUGAAACUCUCCUGCAAGCGGAGACAUUGUAGGAGUGUGUGUGCAGAUUUUUACAGACAAUUUUAUGUACUUAUUCUGUAGAUGCCUGUGCAGUGGACCUCGUGUACAGCCACACGUGUGUUGUGAGAGAAAGUGAGAGCAUGUGUGCGGCCUGCUGUACCGUUUCUAAGUUCUUAGCGUUGGUGAGGGAGAUACGGGAGAUUUUAUUGAAAAGCUGCUGUUUUGUGUGUAUAGUGAGCUGACUGUAGUAUUUUACUACCAUCUGUCUAAAACAAAAAGAAAAGCUGUAAUUUAUAUUCCCUUUCAACUUUAUUGUAUUUAAUUGGUACAGAUUUGUGUGUGUUUUAGAAUACAAACUGUCUAAUUCAGAUUUUAAAA
Peromyscus maniculatus bairdii (prairie deer mouse) is the source of this 7019-nucleotide messenger RNA. RefSeq names its product kinesin family member 13A (gene Kif13a). The record is from RefSeq and is a predicted model, not a curated record. Lineage: Eukaryota; Metazoa; Chordata; Mammalia; Rodentia; Cricetidae. Gene Ontology annotation, molecular function: ATP binding; microtubule motor activity; microtubule binding. Gene Ontology annotation, biological process: microtubule-based movement.